This is a messenger RNA of Trichosurus vulpecula (common brushtail), 2622 nucleotides long. It is a transcript of the gene NAGPA, whose product is annotated as N-acetylglucosamine-1-phosphodiester alpha-N-acetylglucosaminidase. The transcript is spliced from 11 exons. The record is from RefSeq and is a predicted model, not a curated record. The coding region runs from base 66 to 1847 and encodes 593 amino acids. Lineage: Eukaryota; Metazoa; Chordata; Mammalia; Diprotodontia; Phalangeridae.
AGCCCGAGGCCCGGCUCCACCCCUCCACACCUGAGGUAGUCUACGAGACGCCGGGCCGGGAGGUGAUGUCACGUGGGCUCUCCUCAUGUGACCGAUGGCCACAGUCCAGCAUGGCGGCCUCCUUAGGUCGGCCGCUUCACUCUUUUCUGGUGCUGCUGGGCUGGCUCCUGGCGGCGCCCCCGAGUCUUGGGCUGAGUUCCGGGGAUUCCCUGAACGAUGACCUGCUGCUUCCCUAUUCCGGGCUGCGGACGCGUCUGCCUCGGGACUGCCGGCCGGUCCGAAACGGGACCCGUGCUCACGAGAGCUGGCCCCCGCCUGCCCCGGCUCGCCCCGGUCCGGGUCCCGUCGUCCGCCGCUUUGUCUCCUACUUCCCGGAUUCUAGAAACGGCUCGAACCGGGCCGUGUCUGGCCACCUGACUGUAGCCGCGUCCCCCCUGCGUAGCUUCUCCGUACUAGAGCCCGGGGGACCCGGGGGCUGCGCUGCCAGGAAACUGGUGACCGUAGAGGAGACCGCCAGGACGGCUGGCUGCAUAGUGGCCCAAAACGGCGGCUUCUUCCGCAUGAACACAGGAGAAUGCCUGGGGAAUAUAGUGAGCAACGGGUACCAAGUGAGCAGCUCUGGGGGGCUGCAGAAUGCCCAGUUCGGGAUCCGCCAGGAUGGGACCCUGGUCACAGGGUACCUGUCCGAGGAAGAGGUGCUGGACACAAAGAAUCCAUUUGUGCAGCUGGUGAGUGGGGUAGUGUGGCUGCUCAGAGAUGGACGUGUCUACAUUAAUGAAAGUGAAGAGACUGAAUGCGACAAGACCCAGGAAACAGGCUCUUUUAACAAGUUUGUGAAUGUGAUAUCAGCUCGGACAGCUGUGGGACAUGACAGAGAGGGCCGGCUGGUACUGUUCCAUGCAGAUGGACAGACCCAGCAACGGGGCAUUAACCUGUGGGAGAUGGCUGAGUUCCUAAAAGAGCACGGAGUGGUGAAUGCGAUUAACCUGGAUGGUGGAGGUUCAGCCACAUUUGUUGUCAAUGGAACCUUGGCGAGUUACCCAUCAGAUCAUUGCAAGGAUGAUAACAUGUGGCGCUGUCCCCGCCGUAUCUCUACAGUCGUGUGUGUUCAUGAGCCACGCUGCAAUCCACCGGACUGCAAUGGUCAUGGGACCUGUGUGGAGGGAAUCUGCCAUUGUACUGGGAACUUCUGGGGAGGAGAUGACUGCAACAUUCUGGACUGUGGCCCCUCCAACUGUAGCCUACAUGGGCUCUGCACUGAGACUGGAUGCCUCUGUGAUGCUGGAUGGAUAGGCAGUACCUGCAGUCAAGCAUGUGCAAAUGGCAGUUUUGGGGUCAGUUGUGCUCAGAAGUGCCAGUGCCAGAAUGGAGCUGCUUGUGACCCUAUUCAUGGGACCUGUACCUGCCUUCCUGGCUUCCAAGGAGAUACCUGUGCUGAAGUGUGUCCCUUAGGUUGGUAUGGCCCAAGUUGCCAGUAUGCUUGCACAUGUGAGAGCUCAUGUCCCUGUGACCCCAAGACUGGCAACUGCAACCUCACCUCUACUGUACAGGACAUCCUCUCCCAAGUUGGCAAGUGUCUUGCACCAUCCAUGGUACCGAAAAGGAAUGAAGAACACCCCUACUUCACAAAGCCAGCCUGGCUGUCUCUCACGUUGGCCCUGGCUCUCUUGCUGCUACUCAGUGCUGCUGCUAAUGUGACUUUUGUCCUUGGCUCCAGAGCAUCCAGGAGGCACCUGGAUGGAGAGUAUGCUUACCACCCAUUGCAGGAAAUAAAUGGGGAGCUGCAUUCCUUAGAGAAGGAGCAACAAGGAGACCACACACUCAGCAUUAAGGACUCAAAACAAUGAGAAGUGGCCUUUGUCCAUCCUGGAAGUUCAGUUCUGCUUGUGGGUUUUUCCAGGGAGAGCUGGUAUGGAGGAAACCUUGCUAAGACAGAAAAUGAGAACCAGACAAAGACAACAUACCAGGGUGUCUCUUGGAAGCUCAAUCCCAGCCCCAGCCCUGGCCCCUCUCUUUGGUCAGAGGAGCUGGGAUACCUGUGCCUCAGUCUCCUAGCCUGCCUGCCCAUUAAGUGCCAUGCUGCACCACAGCCCUCAGCCAGAGCAAUAGUACACUUCCAGAUAAAGCUUUACCUCUCAGGGCAGGGCCUCUGGCCUCUUCCCCCUGCCUGUCUGUGUCUGCUUGUCCAGUGAGAUGCCCGUGUCCUCUGUGGGGAUAUAGCAGUGCCAAAGGGACUUCAGCUAUCCUGGGGAAAAGAGCAGCUGGAGAACUAUUCUUAUCAUGAUUUGAAUCAUGGUGAAAUGAAAUGUAAUCCAUUCCUAAAGUCCUAUCUGUGGAUGGAAAGGACAACCAGCCUUUAAGGGCUAGUGGGAAACUUGCAAAUCUCAGCCUUCCUGUAAUUUAUUCAUUCCUGUGGGAAAAUUGAGGCCAUAAUAGGUCACUUUUAUACAGACCAGUUUUUUAUGUUAACUUAAAGUUCUGGCACCUGUGGUAAGUUGCUUUUUUGAAGACAGAGAAUGAAAUUGGUAUUUUUACAUGACAAGUUAUUUUGUCCUUCUUUUCAUUGGUUACUAUUGAAUUAAAUUAAUUAUUAAUAUUGAAUAAAUUGAGGAAUGAAAGGAA